Messenger RNA from Pongo pygmaeus (Bornean orangutan), 3938 nucleotides. Its product is annotated as fumarylacetoacetate hydrolase domain-containing protein 2. The transcript has 8 exons. The record is from RefSeq and is a predicted model, not a curated record. Bases 2826 to 3770 code for a protein of 314 amino acids. Gene Ontology annotation, molecular function: catalytic activity. Lineage: Eukaryota; Metazoa; Chordata; Mammalia; Primates; Hominidae.
UAUAAGGAGAGAAUUUAUUCUAAAGGAUUGUUGUGGGGGUGUGGGGGUGACCAUUGCAAUAGGGAAACGUUGCAGUGCGGCCACUCGCAGGCUUCCCAUAUGAUCUGCAAGUGUCUCAGAGGUUAGGCAAAGGGCUGACCUUGUAUAGGGAGGCAUAAACGUGGCUAGAAAGAACUGUUAUGGGAAAGUGGACUGAGCAAGAGUGUCACGAUCGAGCAGGUCUUACCCUGCAGACAGACUGUUCCCAGGAGGGACCCUCAGGAGGGCUGUGGGUUGGCACAAGCUGUGGGUGGGCCAAAGCUCAAGGGCUUGGAAAAGGAGAGAAUCUGAACCAAGGUUUGGUUACAGGCUUUUGUUCUUAUUGCUCCGUGGGGACAAGCAGUCCAGCUAAUCAUUUAUGAGGCCAAGAAUGGGAAUUUAGAGGGUCUGUGUCUGGCCUGGUCACAGAUAAACAAGGGAGCAUCUGGGAGUCUUAUCCAGGUUAUACAGAAAGUCACUGGCUCUUUCCAGUAGGGGGUUUUCUGGAACAAAAGAGUGGAAGGAUUCCUUAACCUUCACUAUUUCUAGAAGCAAAGGGCUAAGGUAAAAUUCAAUACUGUCAAUAGUCAGGAUUGAAAUGGCUAGGUCAUAUGGUAGGCGUAUGUUUAACUCUCUUCAUACACUGCCAAAUGGUUUUUGAUUGUGGUGGUACUAUUUUAUAAUCCCAUCAGCAGUGUACAAGAAUCCCAGGUCCUCCACAUUCUUGGCAAUACUUGGUAUAAUCAGUCUUCUUUGUCCAUUCUAGUAGGUGUGAGAUGGUGUCACAUUGUGCUUGCAAUUUGCAUAUCCUUAACGAUUAAUGAUGUUGAGCAUCUUUUCAUGUCCUACUUUUUUCUUUUUUUUUUUUUUUUUUUUUGAGACAGAGUCUUGCUCUGUCGCCCAGGCUGGAGUGCAGUGGCACAAUCUCGGCUUACUGCAAGCUCCACCUCCCGGGUUCCCGCCACUCUUCUGCCUCAGCCUCCCGAGUAGCUAGGACUACAGGCGCCCACCACCACGCUCGGCUAAUUUUUUGUACUUUUAGUAGAGAUGGGGUUUCACCGUGUUAGCCAGGAUGGUCUUGAUCUCCUGACCUUGUGAUCUGCCUGCCUCGGCCUCCCAAAGUGCUGGGAUUGCAGGCGUGAGCCACCGCACCCGGCCUUCAUGUCCCAAUUUUCUGUCUGUAUAUCUUAUUUGGUGAAGUGUCUGUUCAAAUAUUUUGUCCAUUUAAAAAAUUGAAUUGUUUGAUUUUAUCUACUGACUUUUAAGCAUUCUUUCUAUAUUCUGGAUACAAGUCUUUUUAUCAAAUAUAGCCUUUGCAGAUAUUUUCUUCCAGGCUGUAACUUGGCUUUUCAGAAAGUCUUUGGGAGCUAUGGCUUAGUGAAACGCUCGUGCCAGGUUCUCCUCAGCGCAUCCCCCUGAUCACAGCCACCCCCAUAGGUUCCAUUUCCAUAUCUGUGGUGACCUUCUGCAAGCUAGGCUGAAAUCCCAAGCUCCAGACCCAUGUCUCCAACUGCCCACCGUUCAAUGCCCUUUGGAUGUCCCAUGCAAAUCGGAGCUCACCAUCCUCUCCCCAGACCCGCUGCUCCUCCAGAAGCCCUGUCUCCAUCAACGGCCCUGCACCUACCGGGCUAGAGACCCAGGAGUCGGCCUUGUACCUCCUUCCUUCUCACUUCCACCUCCUGUCAUUCAGAGCUGUCAGUUCUUCCUCCUGAACAUCUCUGGACACUCACCUCCGCCAAGCACCACACCACCAUUGUUCUCACCCGCACCACCCACCCAGACACCUUUCCUUAGACGGGUGGCCAGAGAAAAACUUCUCAAAUAGAAGUCGGGCCAUAGCACGCCACUGAGGACCUUCCAGCGGUCUCCUGUGCACGUAAACAAGGUCCAGACUCCUUCGUGAACAAGGUCCAGACUCCUUCGUGGGACAAGUAAAGCUCUUGAUGAUCUGGUCCUUGAGUAAUUGUGGGGGCCUCUUGCCCAGAGCCCCUCACACUCUUCAAAGCCGGCAGCUGAAGAGCUCAGCUGUAGCUGUCUGUGGAGUUCAGCCGCCGCUCCCUGCACGCCUGCCCUCUGCAGGGGAUGGAGUCCCGUUUCCCCACUUCCCCACCUGCGCCCAGCAGUGCAGGUGAAGGCCUGGCUGCUGGGAGUGGCUGGGAAACACUGCGCUUUGGGGUCAGGAAUGCCAGCUCCACUACUCACCGCCUGUGUCACCCUGGGAAAACAGUUCUGGCCCCAGGUUCUCCAUAAGUAAAACAGGGGCAGUCAUCCCUCCCCUCCUCAACGACAUAUGUCAGAAUCAGAAGCCACAAAUCAUUCUCUGCCACCCAGCACGCUGCCUUGGUCUCCUAGACCACUUUCCCCAACAAAGGGAACGGCGCCAGACCCAGAACAGGGCCGAGACCGGAUGAGGCCAGCGAAGCGCCCAGGGACAAACCUUCGGGCAGCGCCCACUCUCGGGCUCGGGCAAUUGCAGGGUCCCUCCGAGAGCGAGCGUCUCCAGAGAACGCGGCCGGCGCCUGGCUGUGCCCGGAGCCUGAAGACCCCUCGGAGCCGCCCGCCCCACGAUGGGCCCGCCCCUCCGGGAUUGGCGCCCUGCUAGUGGCCAUUGCCUGUGACGUCACAGGGUCGCGCCCGCUUCUCGCUCGGGUGAUCCGGCCGAGUGGCCCUGGGUUAGCCGCUGCUGCAUUUUCCCCGGCUGGCUGCGGUCACUGGUGUCAGUGCUCAGGCGCCCGCCGCCCUUGACCUUCGGCCCCGCGAGCCCUAACCCUACAGCGCAGGAAGAUCGGCCGCCGCGCCAGGCUCUGAUGCUGGUGUCUGGUAGAAGAAGGUUACUCACAGCUCUGCUGCAGGCUCAGAAGUGGCCCUUUCAACCCUCCAGAGACAUGAGACUAGUGCAGUUCCAGGCACCCCACCUGGUGGGGCCUCACUUGGGCCUGGAGACAGGGAAUGGUGGAGGGGUUAUCAACCUCAAUGCCUUUGACCCCACACUCCCGAAGACAAUGACGCAGUUCCUAGAGCAGGGAGAGGCCACCCUCUCAGUGGCAAGAAGAGCCUUGGCUGCCCAGUUGCCAGUCCUACCACGGUCGGAGGUAACCUUCCUGGCUCCAGUCACACGGCCAGAUAAGGUGGUGUGUGUGCGCAUGAAUUAUGUGGACCACUGCAAAGAACAGAACGUGCCCGUGCCCAAGGAGCCCAUCAUCUUCAGCAAGUUUGCCAGCUCCAUCGUGGGGCCCUAUGAUGAGGUGGUCCUCCCACCACAGAGCCAGGAGGUAGACUGGGAAGUGGAGCUGGCUGUGGUCAUUGGAAAGAAAGGCAAGCACAUCAAGGCCACAGAUGCCAUGGCCCACGUGGCCGGCUUCACUGUGGCUCAUGACGUGAGUGCUCGUGACUGGCAAAUGAGACGUAAUGGGAAACAAUGGCUGCUGGGAAAAACCUUCGACACCUUCUGCCCUCUGGGCCCUGCCUUGGUGACCAAGGACAGUGUAGCAGAUCCACACAACUUAAAGAUCUGCUGCCGAGUGAACGGGGAAGUGGUCCAGAGCAGCAACACCAACCAGAUGGUAUUCAAGACAGAGGACCUGAUAGCCUGGGUCUCCCAGUUUGUCACCUUUUACCCAGGGGAUGUCAUCCUGACUGGGACUCCCCCAGGUGUCGGUGUAUUCAGGAAACCUCCUGUCUUUCUCAAGAAGGGGGAUGAAGUCCAGUGUGAGAUUGAAGAACUAGGUGUCAUCAUCAACAAGGUGGUGUGAUGGCUCCGGCACAGGCCCUGCACAUAGGACGGGGGCAUCUGCUCCCACUCAGCCUAGCCCAGGGAAAGGCCCAGUGACAGGUGUGGGCAGGUGCCAGCCCUGCAAGCCGCCUCUUCUCGGUAGAAGGGAGGACAGAGCUCUCUUCAAUAAAUUCGUUGGGUCAAAGUA